This is a messenger RNA of Dioscorea cayenensis subsp. rotundata (Guinea yam), 1818 nucleotides long. Its product is annotated as subtilisin-like protease 4. Lineage: Eukaryota; Viridiplantae; Streptophyta; Magnoliopsida; Dioscoreales; Dioscoreaceae. The transcript has a single exon. Bases 1 to 1818 code for a protein of 605 amino acids. The record is from RefSeq and is a predicted model, not a curated record. Gene Ontology annotation, molecular function: serine-type endopeptidase activity. Gene Ontology annotation, biological process: proteolysis.
AUGGAAGAGUUCAAGGGUGGUUUUGUUUCUUUCUUGGUUAUUGAAUUUGUUCUUUCAUUUAACAUUUUUCUCUUGGUUCAUGGUCAGCUAUUGCCUAUAGUCAGUGAUCAUGGUGAAAACACUAGCCAAAUCCAAACCUACAUUGUUCACGUACUGAAGCCAGAGGGCUCAAAUUUCUUAGGUGCCGAGGAUUUAGAGAAUUGGCAUAAGUCCUUUUUGCCCAACACUACUCUUGAUACAGGCGAGCCACGGUUGCGUUUCUCAUAUAAAGAAGCAAUCAGCGGGUUUGCAGCAAGAUUAACACCAGAAGAAGUGAGAGACAUGGAGAAGAUGGAUGGAUUUCUUCGUGCCAAUCCGAGCAGAACGCUUCACCUCCACACAACCUAUACUCAUGAAUUCCUAAACUUGAGCACUUUAUUUGGAGUUUGGUCCACAAGCAACUCAUUUUACGGUGAGGGGAUCAUCAUUGAGUGUUGGAUACAGGCAUUCACAUGCCCCCAUCCUUCUUUUGAUGACACAGGAAUGCCUCCCCGCCCAGCAGGAUGGAAUGUAGUUGUUACCUUCAAACACCUUGCAAUGAUAAAAGUCAUUGCAGCACAAUCUUUCGAUAUAGCUAAUAGCACCACUCCGCCAAGUGACAUAGAUCAAGGUCACGGCACACAUGUGGCCGGCAUUGCAGCAGGCAACUUUGUGGAUAAUGCGGAGGUCCUCGACCAAGCUCUUGGAAGAGCAGCAGGUAUGGCGCCAAAAGCCUUUAUAUCAGUGUACAAGGUGUGUUGGAAAUUUGGAGGUUGCGGAACAGAUGGUGUUUUAGCAGGUAUAGAUAAAGCAAUUCAAGAUGGGGUGCACAUCCUCCAAAUGUCCUUUGGGGCACGACGUGGUUACUUGCCUACUUCAUUUACUGAUGAUGAUGUUGCUGUUGGCACGUUCUCAGCAAUGCAGAAGGGGAUCUUCCCCUGCACAGCUGCUGGUAACAAUGGCCCAGACCCAGAGACAUUGAGUCAUGCUGCACCGUGGGAUAUGGUUGUCGGAGCAACAACUACAGAUCGAAGAAUAAGAGCAACUGUGACACUUGGCAAUGGGACACAAUUGCACGGAGAAAGCGCCUACCAACCCAACUUGGUUACUAAUCAAUUUUAUCCCCUUGUUUUUCCAGGUAGCAAUGGACGAAAUAGGCAACUAUAUUGCUUAAGAAAUUCAUUAAAUGGCAUUGAUGUUAGAGAUAAGAUUGUGAUGUGUGAUGUUGGAGCUAAAGAUAACAUAGUAACAGGUAAAGUCGUUAGGAAUGCUGGUGGUGCCGGUAUUAUCCUUAUGAAUUUUGACAUAGUGGGGUACACAACAUUUUCAGAAGCUCACCAUCUUCCGGUAUCGCAUGUGAGCUACAAAGAUGCCCUUCAACUUAAAGAUUAUAUUAUUUCAAACUCUACACCUACAGCUAAGAUCACCUUCGGUGGCACUAUAUUUGAUAUUCGUCCAUCUCCAGCAUUGGCCUUCUUCUCAUCUAGAGGCCCGGUCAAAUAUAAUGGAAACAUUGUAAAAGCCAGAUGUCACUGCACCUGGAGUGAAUAUUCUAUCUGCAUGGCCAGUAGAAGUUGGGCCCUUUCCAUCCGGCCUAAAAAAACAAAGACAUUCAACUUUGUGAGUGGCACAUCCAUGGCAACACCUCAUGUUUCCGGAAUUGUGGCUCUUAUCAUGAGCAAGUUAAAGUACGAAAAACAAGCGUCAGUGGUCAGUGCCAGAGAUUCAAUCAGCACUCAUCACCACAACCAACACAUUGGACUUAGAUGGAAGACCAAUCUUCGAUCAAGCAACUUUUAA